Messenger RNA from Anisakis simplex (herring worm), 1035 nucleotides. Lineage: Eukaryota; Metazoa; Nematoda; Chromadorea; Rhabditida; Anisakidae. The record is from the annotation of a GenBank genome assembly.
AUGGGUGCAUCACUGACAUCACCGCUGCCACAUCGUCCUCCGACCAGUGUAUGCAAUCAUUUGUUUCAACCGUCCGAUAGUGCACCACCGCCAUUGUUUCGAACACAUCCAAUGAGCGAAUCCACCAAGAAACAUCACUCAGUGUUGGCCGUUGGAUGGAACUGGUCCAAGAAAGCUGCACAGCAGGAUUUCGUGAACAACAAUCUGCUCAGCCCAAUAGGUCCUCAAGCUAAAACACCCUUAUCGCCAACUCAUCAUGCUCAAAGACAACCAUUUGGUAAAAACUAUAUGAUCGAUAUUCACCAUAAAAGUAGUAUUCAUAACGACAAUGAUAGUAAUAAUAAUAGUAGUAAUAAUAAUAAUAAUAAUAACCACAACGAUAAUAACAACAACAGUAAUGAUACCAGUGAUCAUAAUACAACUUCAUCGACUGUUUCAUCCCUCAGCAGUCAUAAUGGUAACAGCUCCAAUUCAUCAACCGGAAACCAUACCAAAUCGGAUAGUAAACCCCUUGUCGCAUACACUGAGAAAGCUGCAGUGCAUGGUGAUAAUGUGAAAAGGAAAACAGUUAUUCAAGCUUCCACCUCGGAACUGCUGCGUGGCCUUGGGCAAUAUCUUUCGCAGCGAUGUCGGGUACGUCAUUUCGAACCAGCACAUGUUGUCAUGUGGUUAAGGACUGUCGAUCGCGCACUCCUAUUACAGGGUUGGCAAGAUGUUGCGUUCAUAAAUCCAGCGAAUUUGGUAUUCGUUUACAUGUUGAUCAAGGAUAUGAUUCCCGAAGACGAUAGUAUCGAAACAGUUGAGGAAUUACAAGCGCUUGUGUUGACAUGUCUUUACAUCAGUUACAGUUAUAUGGGCAAUGAAAUCUCUUAUCCUCUGAAGCCUUUCAUCGUUGAUCAGAAUCGUGAUCGUUUUUGGGAUCGAUGCGUUAAAAUAGUGAACGAUCGAAGUGCAGAUAUGCUACGACUGAAUUCAUCCUCAACAUUUUUCACUGAAGUUUUCAGCGAAUUGAAACAGUUCUCUUGCGAUUACUAG